AUGAAGAGCCUAGCUGAGCCUGCGAUCAGGGCAGUCCAAAAAGGAGACAUCAAGAUCAUCCCUGCCUCUUCCGAAAAGGUCUACUACCACUGGAUGAAGAACAUGAAUGAUUGGUGUCUCUCUCGUCAACUGUGGUUCGGCCACCAAUGCCCGGCCUAUUCUUUCCGCGUCGGAGACGAGGCGAUCGAUCGUGCGGAUAGCAGUAGGUGGGUAGCAGGGCGUACGGAUGGCGAGGCUCGCUGUAAAGCCGAGGCCAAGUUUCCAGGCAAGCAGGUUGCGCUGGAGAGAGAUCCCGACGUUCUCGAUCCCUGGUUCAGCGCAGGUCUUUGGCCAUUCAGCACACUUGGUUGGCCAAAAGAUACGCACGACAUGCAGAAGUUGUUCCCUACUUCUGUCUUUGAAACUGGUUGGGGUAUCCUCUUCUUUUGGGUCGCUCGCAUGAUAUUCUUCUCCAUCUACCUUACGGGUACAGUGCCCUUUAAGGAGGUGUACUGCCACUCGCUUAUUCGCGGUUCAGAGGGUAGAAAGAUGUCCAAAUCGCUUGGCAAUGUCGUCGAUCCAAUCGACAUCAUGGAGGGUAUCUCACUGCAGGCGUUGCACGCAAAGCUGCACGUUGGGAACCUAGAUCCUAAAGAGAUCAAGACAGCAGAGCGAUACCAGAGGACUGCUUUCCCGCAGGGCAUACCCGAGUGUGGUGCUGACGCUCUUCGAAUGGCCCUGAUUGGAUAUACAACCGGAGGUGAGUAUCUGUGCGAUACAUUCCUUGAGAACUCCAAGGCAAUCUUCGAUGAGAAUGCAGAGGCGCAAAAGGAGUCCGCCAAGCAGACGCUUUAUACUGCUAUCGAGGGCGUCUACCAAUGA
This is a messenger RNA of Parastagonospora nodorum SN15, 861 nucleotides long. RefSeq lists its product as hypothetical. Gene Ontology annotation, biological process: valyl-tRNA aminoacylation. Gene Ontology annotation, molecular function: valine-tRNA ligase activity; ATP binding. NCBI's taxonomy places the organism in Eukaryota, Fungi, Ascomycota, Dothideomycetes, Pleosporales, Phaeosphaeriaceae. The record is from RefSeq and is a predicted model, not a curated record. Bases 1 to 861 code for a protein of 286 amino acids. Gene Ontology annotation, cellular component: cytosol. The transcript has 2 exons.